Molecule: messenger RNA, 3157 nt
Organism: Ceratina calcarata
Lineage: Eukaryota; Metazoa; Arthropoda; Insecta; Hymenoptera; Apidae
Exons: 2
Coding region: 247-1575 (442 amino acids)
Biological process (GO): regulation of DNA-templated transcription
Cellular component (GO): nucleus
Source: RefSeq, a predicted model, not a curated record
CUGUACCCCUGCGUCGAGUUUCUGUGUUCCCAUCUUCGGUGUUGUUGCGAAUCUGUGCGGUCACCAGCAGUCGGCACUCGUGAUUAGACUGAUGUUUGUUGCCUGCCUGAUCGAAAGAUCUCGUGCCAGCCGAUGUCUUAAAUUGAGAAGAGUCGGAGGAGACCUUUGGAACGCACGCGGUGUUGUUGACGCAGAGAGGACUCUUUGUUGGACGCGUGGUCCGGUCGAUCAUCCGUAACGAGCAGGAUGACAAUGGAAGAUCGCACCAGUGGCAUCGACCGUGCCGCCCCCGCGACAUCCACGACGGCAACAACGGCGCUAACAUCGUCCAGUCCCUCGUCCAUCAGCGACGUCACCACCGACGCCGCGUACCCUCUUCAGCGCGCCGGGAAACGUUCCUUCGAUGUGGCAUUUCUUGUUGCGCCGGACGAGAAUCUCGCCCGUCGCCAGAAUGAAAAGAUGAGGCUGGUAUCCGGCAGGAAAGAACGCCACCGAGAGGAAAUCUCAACAGAGAACGUCGAGGACAGGUUGCCGCAGAACCUGACGAUCAAGAACUACGACAGUGACACUGGUAGCUCAGACAGGCGGAGGGUGAUGCAAUGUACCGAGAAUUCUCUGAGCCCUCCAUAUAUAUCACCGAGAACACUUACUCCAACUCUGCCAGGCUUAUCGCCCGACGUCGAUGCUCGAAGAUACGUGCCCAGUACUCGUUUACAGAAGACACCUAGUCCACCCGCGUUCGCCACUCAUCAAUCAAUGCUAGCUACCUGUCCUGACGCGGUGGAGCCUAGCUUGGCUUGUAAUAAGGUCUAUGAUACCGUCAUACCCUGUCCAACCGAGAGACACGGAGAAUCUCGCAGCGCCUUCACCAAGGUAAACUUGGCGGUACAGAGGAACGGAUUUAACGACGAUAGCCAGACCUCGCCGAGAUCUUCUAUAUCACCGGAUGAUCGUACAAGCUACCAGAGCAGCGUCAGUCCGCCGGUGGUACCGUUGACCACCGGCUACAAGUAUGCACCGUUUCCAACGAAGAUGACGUAUCCGUUCUUAGUCAGCCCGGAAGUCGGUCAGCCUGGAUUAUUGGAGAACCUGAAGAUACCCCAGAUCGCGCAGCCGCCCAAAGUACCGAGUCCAAAGAUACCCAGCUUCCGGCCGGAUCUGCCGCCGGUUUACCCGAAUUUACCCUAUAAUCCGAUUUCCGUGUUUCCUCCAAUGGCCGAGGCGUUGACCAGGCCGAGAUUCCUAGCAACGGCCGCUGGAGUGGCUGGCCUUCUGCCCCCGUCGUUCGCUGCACUAAGCCUACCCGCGCAGAACGUUUGCGCCAAGUGCAAUCUGUCGUUCCGGAUGACUUCUGACCUGGUCUAUCACAUGAGGUCUCAUCACAAGAACGAGAACACCGGCGAGGCAGCCAGGAGACGGCGGGAGGAGAAACUCAGGUGUCCCGUUUGCGACGAGAGCUUUAGGGAGAGGCACCAUCUCACCAGGCAUAUGACCGCGCAUCAAGAUAAGGAAAGCGACGCGAUCGUGGACCAGGUCGAGGUGAAAAGGCGAGCCACUACUGUUCACAGUAAGUGACGACGGAAAUCGUCGAGCGAAGAUGCGAGGCUGACAGGUUAUUCUUUUGAAAAUUGAAGCGAUACGAAAGUUCGUUCAUUUGGCGAUAUUUCAGAAAGAAAAUUCAAUUUUGAUGAAACAUGUUGCUCUAGGGGUCGAAAUCGUUGAGUCAUAUAAGAUACCAAUGCUCUUCCAAUUUUUUAAGAUAUCAUCUUUUAACGUACUAUAGCCCGAUACACGAAAUAAUACUAUAUCUACUUCUAGUUCCUCGAUAGCUGAACGUCCAGCAAAUUUUUUUCACUCGUCCCUUCUAUUCAACUUUUAAACUGAUUCAGAACGUUUUACGUGGUAUACGUGUACGAUAACUAGUCGCUAGGAAUUUUAUCGAGUUAACUAGGAGAUCUUACCUUGUGAUAAGGUGCAUUCCCUCUCUAGUCAAUAUUAGGUAGGUGAAAUUUGUAAAUAAUUCAAUCUAUUCUAGUUGUAAGAGUAUUAUAAGACGUUCGACCAUCUCUUAAAUCUCAAAUCAAUUUUUCUACUGCUCAACGUAUUAUAUACAAAAAUUGAAUUCAAUUUUUACACAGGGCAGAGGGGAUUUAACUUUGUUUGACACUUUUCAUAGGCGAAAAGUUCGCACGUUUUACAUGUUCAUGUAGGCAGGUGCGUUUUGACAGGGUGAAAACGCGAACACAGGUGGGGCAGGGUGCGUAGACAGGCGGGAACAGGCGUUCGUUUGUGUGCCGCGGCUGCGGAGGUGGAAGGGAUCGGAACGGCAAUAAAUAGAUCGUAAACCGUAGCCCCGGCUAACACACAAACCGGCGGAGCGCGCAUAAUGGUAGGAAACAAUGAAUGCCGUAAUCGGAAACAGUGCCGGUUUGUUAUCUGCCAUUUACACUCCAUUUAACUUCAAACAGUGAAUCGGCUGGCGCGCAUUCGCCAGUUUUAAAUACACGCGACCUCUCCGGGCACCCCCCGGACUUCAACUCCACCCCCGCUGCACCCGGCCGCCCCGGCUUAACAUAGGGUUAACCUGCCGCGCCACGCGGAGUGGCUUAAUAUUGCCCCGGAAUUGCUUGACUUAUCGCUCGCUUCCGUUCCGUGCUUAAUGUUUGCUUAUUUGCUGCUGCUGAAUCGCGUUUUGCCCACUUGCAUUAUAACAAUGACAGUUAUAAUUUAUUAAACGGAACGGGAAUGUCCGGUGUUCCGAUCUUGUAAAAUAAUUUGGGGUGUGCAAUAAAAGAAGAGAGACGAGUCGAGGUAGGUUUAAGUAAAAGAACUCUACAGUAUUCUGUACAGCAAUAAUUAUAGUAGUGUGUAUAUAUUCGAUUUUCUCUUCACACGAGUGAAAGGGGAGGUCCUUUCUUGGAAAUCGUAAGAAUAGAAGGAUAGUCAGUUUGCGUGGAGAUUCAGCGUUAUCAGAUAAUGAAGUUAUUAAAUGUAAGACGUUGUUCUAAUUGUACGUGUACGAUAUAAGCCCGAUGUAAAUGGUUCGUCAUUUAGAUUUAAGGUUCUGUUUCAUUUUGUAAGAAUUAUUUAUCGCGACGUAACCGUGAUGUCACGUUGUAUUCGAUGUAAAUAUCACUCUGUACAUAAGCACUGUAUG